Messenger RNA from Stylophora pistillata, 3524 nucleotides. RefSeq names its product phosphoenolpyruvate carboxykinase, cytosolic [GTP]. Gene Ontology annotation, biological process: gluconeogenesis; response to lipid; oxaloacetate metabolic process. Gene Ontology annotation, cellular component: cytosol. Gene Ontology annotation, molecular function: manganese ion binding; GTP binding; phosphoenolpyruvate carboxykinase (GTP) activity. The record is from RefSeq and is a predicted model, not a curated record. NCBI's taxonomy places the organism in Eukaryota, Metazoa, Cnidaria, Anthozoa, Scleractinia, Pocilloporidae.
GGACUAGUUUCUCCUGGAAGCUUUUCAGUGGGUAACCGUUCCCUUGGAAAAUUACCGGCAACCACGUUAGAAUAAUCGUAGCGUAACCUGUAUGUAUUUAUUUCUGAUCAAAGUCGAAGAUGUCAUUUACAUCAGUGAUAUCACGAAUUUCUUCGAUAGCUGUUUCGCCGUCACCUUGUUUUACUUUACGUUGUAGCAUCGUCCUUCGAAGGAUGGCCUCACAGCUUCCAGCCAGUUGUUCCGUGAUUCGAGGUCAGUUUGAUUCUCUACCCACUAAAGUACAAGAAUAUGUGGCCGACAAAGUCGAACUCUGCCAACCAGACAACGUUUACAUUUGCGAUGGAUCCAAAGCAGAAAACGAAUCAUUAAUCAACGAGUUGAUCGAAAAUGGUGUGCUGACUAAACUUCAUAAAUAUGACAACUGUUUCUUAGCCCGCACCGAUCCACGCGAUGUGGCACGAGUGGAAUCUAAAACAUACAUCUGUACGGAGGAGAAAAGAGAAUCCAUCCCAACGGCGAAGGAUGGAGUUGAAGGCCGGCUAGGUAAAUGGAUGAGCGUUAAGGAGAUGAACAAGGAGUUGAGUAAAAGAUUUCCUGGUUGCAUGAAAGGUCGUACCAUGUAUGUCAUGGCAUUCAGUAUGGGUCCAGUUGGGUCUCCUGUGUCUAAGAUUGGUAUCCAAGUCACAGACUCUCCUUAUGUAGUCUGUUCCAUGCGUGUCAUGACUAGGAUGGGUGCAGAGGUAAUGAAAGUUUUGGGAGACAACAGCUUUGUGAAGUGUCUUCACUCAGUUGGCGUGCCUCAACCUGAACCACCAUCUCAGUUCAAGUGGCCCUGUAAUCCGGAUAAGACCAUAAUCUCCCACUUUCCUCAUGAUCGUGAAAUCAAAUCCUUUGGAAGUGGCUAUGGAGGGAAUUCUCUCUUGGGAAAGAAAUGCUUUGCUUUGCGGAUUGCCAGCACAAUUGGUCGCGAUGAAGGAUGGUUGGCAGAGCACAUGCUGGUUGUUGGUCUCACAAACCCCCAGGGUGAAAAGAAAUAUAUUGCUGCUGCCUUCCCAAGUGCCUGUGGAAAGACCAAUUUAGCCAUGAUGACACCAACAUUGCCAGGAUGGAAGGUUGAAUGUAUUGGUGAUGACAUUGCUUGGAUGUGGUUUGAUGAAGAAGGUCAACUGAGAGCUAUUAAUCCAGAAUUUGGCUUCUUUGGAGUUGCGCCAGGAACGUCAAACAAGACCAACCCAGUUGCUAUGGAUACAUGCAAAAAGGGAACGUUGUUUACAAAUGUUGCACAAACAAGUGAUGGUGACUUUUAUUGGGAAGGUUUGCCGCUACCAGAUGCAGAAGUAACUACUUGGCUUGGAGAGAAAAAUUGGAGGCCUGGAAAAACUAAGGCAGCACAUCCUAACUCCAGAUUCUGUGCACCAAUCAGUAAUUGUCCAAUCAUGGACAAAGAGUGGGAGAAUCCCAAGGGUGUUCCCAUCAGUGCUAUACUGUUUGGUGGCAGACGCCCACGGGGAGUUCCUCUAGUGUAUGAAGCCUUUAACUGGCAGCAUGGGGUUUUCAUUGCUUCAUCUAUGUCUUCUGAAGCCACUGCUGCUGCUGAACAUCAGGGGAAAAAUGUCAUGAGAGAUCCUUUUGCCAUGAGGCCUUUCUUUGGGUACAAUUUUGGCAAAUACAUGGAACACUGGUUAAGUCUAGGAAACAAACCAAAUCAUAAGUUGCCGAGAAUUUUCCAUGUAAAUUGGUUCCGUCUUGAUGAAAAUAACAAGUUCUUGUGGCCAGGAUUUGGAGAGAACAGUCGUGUACUUGAGUGGGUGCUGCGACGUUGUGACGGAGAGGACAUUGCAGAGCCCAGUCCAAUUGGUUUUAUACCCAAAAAUGAUUCUAUUAAUGCUGAAGGUCUUGGAGAACUGAACAUGAAGGAGCUUUUCAGUAUUCCCAAGGACUACUGGUUGGAAGAGUGCCGCUCCCUGCGACAAUACUAUGAAGAGCAGCUAGGGGACGACUUACCAAAUGCUGUGAGAGAUGAGCUGAAUGCUCUUGAAGAAAGGCUCAAGCAAUAAUCACUAGUUACACUUAGUUAUACACUGUUAGCUAUUUUGUUUUAUUUAAACCACACAAACAAUGCAGUAAAGGACAUUGAUUUACUGAGCUACUAGCAAUUAAACUAUAAAUACAAACUUAUACAAGUACCAAUUACUGCAAGUAAUAAGUGGACCACUGGUGAGUUUUUCUUUGUUUUCUGAAGUUAGAUUGAUGGUCUUGUACAGAAAGAUUAUCUUCAUUUUUAAACCCAGCCUCUUGAGACUAAUGAUCACCAGUAUUUAUUUAUUAGUUGAACAAAUUUGAAGACAAGAUUUGAAUGGCUAAAUGCCAGUGUAAACAUUCCCUAUAGGUAGUUAGGCAAGUAUAGCCAAAAAUUGAAAUUUUUAAAUGAUCAAUCAAAAGAUGAUAACCCUCAGUAGAAAAAUGUUGAUGUGAUAUCAGUUUGUUUGAGGGGUUGGUUUGGACUGAAAAGCUUACUGAAGCUUCCACUGAAUUAAUGUUUUUUAGUUUUUCCUCUGAGUUUGUUGAUCAGUAAACUGACAAAUUUUGUUUUAUCUCUACAAUGAGCCCGAGUUUCCUCAAGUUUAGCAAAGAACUUAAGUGAGGUUCAAUAAGUCACAUCAACAUUGAUACUUCCUUAAAGGUAACAUUUAAAGGUAAUUUAUCAAAUAAAUAUAUUGCUGACAUUUUAUUUGUAGGAAGGUGUUAAAAUGUAUCGUGGUAUUACCACAUAUUAAAAUUUUAAUUUUUUGUAUCAGUAAUGGAUGUAAUUUAGUUUGGUAUUAGUUUGUCCAUUUUUUGUCAGAAGUUCAUUGGCUAGUCGGUUAUUUGAGGAAUAAUUGUUACAAUUAAGGGCUGUAAAUCUUGCAACCCUUGCUGGUUAAGGAAUGUGGCAUUGCAAGUGAGAUUUCAAGACAACUGAACAGUAUCCCAAUUCUUUUUUUCUUUUGACAAGCAGAAAGCACCUAUGUUGAUGACAUAUUGUAUCAAUGUGCUCAGUCAUAGUGUUAAAAUGUAGGUUAAAUUGGUGAAGCAAGUUUCAUACACACACAUUUUUAUUUGUGGAUCAAAGUUGUGACUGUAUGUGGGCAGAUGUAAUUUACAUCUGCCCACAUUGAAUAAGUGCUGGAUGAUGCUUUCUUGCCAGAUGUCUGAUUUUGCUCCAUGCAGUGUAGUUUCGUUUUUGCUAGUACUCAAUCAAUAGAUAGUCAUUGUUUCCAAUAGUGUUUUUAUAACCAAGGCCUAAUUAACUCAAAUUAACAUAUUUCCCAAAUUCCCCAUUCUCACUGCUCUAGUGGAAUGAAAGAGAUAAUUCAAAGAGUAAAGAUGUUGUAGUUUAAAAGUAAUGUUUGAUUGGACUAUGAAAUGUGACAGUUGCAGCUAACCUUCUACUUGAAUAUCCCAAUAGAUAAUCACAACUAGCUAGGCUAUGGAAGUGUCAUUUUUAACUUAUUUAAUAAACUACUUUUGGUUUAUAAUUAGAA